UUAUUUAUCUUCGUCUCCUUUUCAAAGCCAACUGCACUCUCUCUAAAAGGCGCUCUCCAUCGCUAUCUACCUCCUCGCACAGCGAGAUACCGGCGAGAUAAAUCUCGCCAGAAUUUCGCUCUUCCACCGCCAACGGAACUCCAAUUUUCCGAUGGGAGUUCCUAACCGCCUUUGAAUUGUGCUAGAAAACGCUAAUUUCUUAUAGUUUUAUAGCUUGUCGUUUCUUCUGAAUUUUAGGUGAUUAUGACUUUAUAGAAGCAGAAAACAAAGAAAAUAUAUCCUCUCCUGCGCGGUGAGGGCUAUAGCUUGCAGUGCAGGGGAAGAGAGGUUCAUGUGAGGCUUGAAUGCGGAGAUCCUUUGCUUUAGCGUAAUUCCUCAUGCUUUGAAUCCCUUGAACGUAUUAUUUUCUCUACUGGAUCGAUCCUGUUAAAUGCCAACGCCGCGUUCUCUGUCUUUGAUCGAGAAAUAUGAGUUUGAUUGGAGCGGGAGAACGCAAGAAAUUGGAGACUUCCUGUCAGCAGGUGAACCAGCCUGUAUGGGCAAACAAUUGAGAAAGUUUUGAGGCUUCACUUCAUAGUUGAGCUUGUCCAGUUUUGAAGUUUUAAAAUGCCUGUUGAAAUUGUGGAUCAAAGGGGUGGAUCACUGCCAUCAGGCCCAUCACACUAUUUUGAAGACAAUUCUUUUCUGGUCGAGAGACAAACUGGAUGUUGGAAGCCAAAUACUAUGUCCACACACCAAGAUGGAAUGAUACCAGUGCCUGGGAGCAGGUUUGCUGCUUCAUCAACUGUGGAAAGACUUUCACCAAAAGGGGUACCUUCAGCAGAUUGCUUGCUUUCUCUACCGUCAAAUAUAGCCAGAGACCAUAAGGACAAGCUUCAAAUUGGUGGUGAAUCAAGUGCCAGUUUUUCUGAGACUUCAUGGAAGUCUAACAACCAUCAUCCAAGAUCAUGGUCAAAUUUAAGUGCAUAUCCGGCAUCUUAUGGUUUGGAUGGAACAAAGGCUGGUACUAACGGGACACAGUUUGAAAGUAGUUUGUUCUCAAGCUCAUUGUCUGAAAUAUUUAGUAGGAAGCUUAGGUUAUUCGGGAAGGAUGUUCUGUCCCAUCAACCUGUGAAAGCUGUUACUUCCUACCAUGAAGAAGAAUCGUUUGAACUUCUUAAAGAAAUUGAGGCGCGUACUAUUGGGCAUAUCCUCCCUGAUGAAGAUGAUAUAUUUUCAGGAGUGAUCAAUCCGUUGGAACACAAUCCACAAGUGAAUUGUGGGGAUGAAUUAGAAGAUUUUGACCUGUUUAGCAGUGGCGGGGGCAUGGAAUUAGAUGUGGAUGAAAAUGCAAGUGCAGGGCAAUUUAUUGGGGGUGUUUUUAAUGCUCAAGGGCAUUUUAAUGGUUCAAUUGUUGGAGAGCACCCCUCAAGAACACUUUUUGUGAGAUACAUCAAUAGUAAUAUUGAAGAUUCUGAACUAAAGGCUCUUUUUGAGCAAUAUGGAGAUAUAAGAACACUCUAUACAGCCUGCAAACAUCGUGGAUUUAUCAUGAUUUCUUAUUAUGAUAUUCGAGCUGCUCGAAAUGCAAUGAACGCACUUCAAAAUAAGCCACUGAUGCGUAUGAAACUUGACAUACAUUAUUCAAUUCCAAAGGACACUCCAUCAGUAAAAAAUGUCAACCAGGGGGUUCUGGUGGUAUCCAACCUCGAUUCCUCUGUUUCUGAUGACCAGCUUCACCAGAUAUUUGGUAUUUAUGGAGAUGUCAAAGAAAUCAGAGUGACUCCACACGGGUUUCAUGACAAGUUCAUAGAGUAUUAUGAUAUUCGAGCUGUAGGGGCUGCUUUUAAUGCUUUAAAUGGGAGAGACAUUGCUGGGAAGCAGAUCAAGCUUGAACCAAGCAAUACCGGGCGUACAAAAUGGAGUUCGACGCAACAAACUGAGCCAGAGCGAAAUGAGCUUCAAAGGCCUUUUGAAAAACUUCCAUCAGAACUCGUUGCAAUGUUUCCACCUUGCUUAAAUGCAUCUGGCUGCAUGGAUGGUGGGCCAAUUCGGGUUUUACCUUCUGCUGCUCCAUCGCCUUUAAGUGCAGUAACUGAUCCACAUAUCGGUUUGAGUGUACCCAAAAGCCUGUCCUCUCCUUUGACUGUGGCAUCCAUCAGCAAACAAGCUGGACUUCAUGAGCCCCACCAAGUGAAGUUUGGUAGUCAAUAUGUUCCAAGUCUCCAUCCCCAUUCUCUCCCUGUUUAUCACGAUAGUCUGGCCAAUGGUAGUCCAUACAGUUCUUUAAGCAGUAUCAGAGACAUGGGUAGCAGUGGUGGUACUAGAGUGACUGAAGGUUUUGAUAAUAAGUGCAUUAAUGGUGUGAGCUUAAAUGGACAACCCACGGAAUUUAAUGGCGGAGUUUUUGGAUCUUCUGGAAAGGGAGCCUGCACAACGCGUGGACAUCACUUUACGUGGAAUGGCUCCAGCUCCCCUCAGCAACAUCCUUCAAGCCCAAUGAUUUGGUCUAACUCACCAUCGUUUGUUAAUGGUGUUCAAUCACAUCGUUUUCCACAUGUGCCUGGAUUUCAUAGAGCACCUCCCCUAAUGCUGAACACAGCAUCGCCUGUUCAUCACCAUAUUGGAUCUGCCCCCGCUGUUAAUCCUUCCCUCUUGGAGAGGCAACACGGCUAUAUUGCGGAGUCUCCUAAAGCAUCUGGUUUCCAAUUGGGUUCCCUUAGGAACGGGGGUUUUCCUAUUGGUUCUCCUUCACAUCCAGCGGAAAUUGCAUCUCGCAACAUUUUUUCUCAUGGUGGAAAUUACAUGGAGAUGAAUAAUAAUGCCGCAUUACACUCUCCUCAGCAGAUGCUCCACAUUUUCCCUAGGAGGAACCCAAUGAUUUCGGCACCAGCCUCUUUUGAUCCAUCUAAUGAACGUGUGAGAAACUUUUCACAGCGUAGAAAUGAAUUCAAUUCUAAUUAUGCUGAUAAGAAACAAUACGAGCUCAAUAUCGAUCACAUACUGCACGGUGAAGAUUGCCGAACUACACUGAUGAUAAAGAACAUUCCAAACAAGUACACCUCAAAGAUGCUUCUUGCUGCAAUUGAUGAGCAUUGUCGAGGAACUUAUGAUUUUCUUUAUCUUCCAAUUGACUUCAAGAACAAAUGCAAUGUCGGCUAUGCAUUCAUAAACAUGAUCGACCCACAACAGAUUAUUCCAUUCUUCCAGGCAUUCAAUGGGAAAAAAUGGGAGAAGUUCAACAGUGAAAAGGUGGCAUCUCUUGCAUAUGCUCGGAUUCAGGGCAAAGGUGCAUUAAUUGUACAUUUUCAGAACUCGAGCUUGAUGAAUGAGGAUAAGCGUUGCCGACCUAUUCUGUUUCACACCGAUGGUCCUAAUGCUGGUGAUCCGGAGCCCUUUCCUAUGGGCACAAAUAUUCGGUCGAGACCAGGCAAACCUCGAACUGGGGGUACUGACGAAAAUCAAAAGCAAGGGAGCCCUCAAAAUUCUGCCGAUGGAGAGGGCUCUUCCAAAGCAGUGGAAUCUUCAUCCGGUUCUUCAGAUAUCUCGAAUUGAGUAACUGCCUUGUACCAGGCACUAACCAUGUCCUCGUAUGAGAGUACGAAGUGUAUAUCCACCUGAAUACCGUAUGCCGGGGGGUGGCCUGAUGACUUUUUUCGCUGUAUAGAGCAGUGUUCUAAACAUAACGAAAACCAAGUGGGGUAACCUCAGAAUCUUCAUUGUUUCCAUAAAUUUUUUUGACAUGGCCAACUAUGAGUGCAGUGAAUUGCCUGGCAGUAUCAAAAUUUUGGGUAGUCCUGUGUAACCAGUGUUGUACAGAAGUUCCAAGGCUUUUUGAAUGGCUAGUGAGCCUCUGUUUUUGUUUCAAUUUCGUAUCUUGGUGUGAUUUCACUCUGCUUCAGGGUGAUGGGAAUUUUUGGUACCUCUGUUUUGGUGUAAAUGAGGUGCUAGUAGUCCUCAACGAGAAUGGAAGAACACAUUCAAGCCGCCUGGUUCUUGAAAUUUUAUCUAUGUAUUUAUCUUUUAAUCUUGUGAUCCCAAUUCCUAAGUCAUCUUUAGGAAUGCUGAAAUUAGAUUUGAUUCAAUCGAUGAUUGCUGUUGCAGCAACAUUGUAUGGCUGUUCGCAGUGAAACUUGAUAUGCCGAUUCAAGGUAGGCAA
Tripterygium wilfordii is the source of this 4138-nucleotide messenger RNA. RefSeq names its product protein MEI2-like 1. The record is from RefSeq and is a predicted model, not a curated record. Bases 607 to 3534 code for a protein of 975 amino acids. NCBI's taxonomy places the organism in Eukaryota, Viridiplantae, Streptophyta, Magnoliopsida, Celastrales, Celastraceae. The transcript has 15 exons. Gene Ontology annotation, molecular function: RNA binding.